UGUGUGUAGGGUUCUAGGAUCCGAACCCCACGAUCGGAUCUGAUCCGAUCACGGCCCACCGCGGGGCCGUGAGAGAAAGUUGACCAGCGGGACGGCUUUCUCUGCGCCCGGCUCGGGUCUGGCCGAGGUGUCUGUCUGUCAGUCCGCGCUCCGACACAACAGGGGUGGGAGAUCCAGCCGCACUGCCCGGUCGCGUGGGUCAGGGCUCUUGCCCCACCCUUCCACGGGGACACGAAGGUAAACGUCGCUUUGGUUUUCUUCUCUACCCUCCUGCAGCCGCCGCCCAGCUUCCUUUUCCUCCCCUUUCCCCGAUGAUUUUUUUUAAGGGGGGACCUGAAAAAACGGAGUCUCUUUCCUUAUGCAACUUCCUCGGGCGCCGUUUGCACGGCCCUCCCCACCCCCAACCCCCGCCUUCUGCAUCCCUUGGCCCGCUCCUUGGCCACCUCGGGGCUACCGCCAAAAACAUGCAUUUAAGAUCAUCCAAAGUGCCCAGGAACAAAAAUGGAUGUUAAAGAAAUUGUUCUAAGUUAAGGGAAACUGAGAGGAGAAAUAAGAAACCGGUUUGAGUGUGUGUGUGUGUGUGUGGGGGGGAGGUGCGUCGCCUGGGAUGAGUGCAUUGAAUUUUCAUUUCAAUUUUCGUAGAUGGUUGGUUAUGAUGUCUUUAUUGGUGUGGGGAGCCCGGGGAGCUCUGUACCGGCUGCCUCGGUCGCGUGGAUUUUUGCGCAAGUUUUUAGAAAAACACUGACUCGAGUAGAGAGCAUUUCUCCGGAAAGUUUCAAGUGCAGCAAAAUAGCGAGCCUGCAAAACUGGCCAAGGGGGGACCUCUAGUGGUUAAACGCAUCUUAAGUUCGAGAGGCAGAGACCAAAGUUUGGCCUUUACUCGUAGCUACGUAGUCCGUUUAGACGUGGAAGUAAUUAGAAGACCUGACUUAGCAGCCAGAUGUGAGAAAGGAUGCUGGUCCGAAAUAGAAGUUUUGGAAAUCAGAGAACGAUAACGUCUGAGCUUUCGGAUCCAGUGAUUUCCACCCUUCCUUGCUUACUUUAAAAAAACCUUUAUUCUGAGAUUUGAGAUUGGCACUCCUCAGAUAAGAAAAACUGUCUUAUGUUUACCAUCGUCUGUACAUCGCCCCGUUUUUAAUUUCCCCUCUAACAAGUCAUAGCAGAUAGCUUACUUCGGAAUGUUAAGGAGAAAUCAAAAUGAAACUUGUGCUUAAAACUUUGCAAAAACUGAAAAAAAAAACCUUUUGAAAUUUGCUUUUUAUAUGAGCCGAUACAUCUCUGAUACAUAUAAUUUCAAGCUAUCAAGUCACUCAAUAACUUGCAUAUAAACUUACAUACUCCUAGAAUACAUAGUAUCUUCUCACUGUAACAGUGUAAUCUUGAUUCACCGAGUAAAAGAAUGUUAUUUCAGUAUACUCUGUAUAAUUUAUGGUUUAAAACACUUUACGAAUACAGGAGUUACAUAACUAUUUCCCAGUGUGUAUUCUGUAAAGAAUCUUGAAUUUUAAAGAUGGAAAAUCAAAGGAAUUAAGGUUGUGUCAAAUCAUCCUUGUAACUGUCACUUGUUUGUCACACCGUAAAAGAGACAGGGUCUCAGCCGGGUAGUUCAGGUUGGUGUUGAGUUUGUAUUUUCCUUCCUCAGUGUUCUAGUGCUUGGGUAACAGUCUUUUUAUUUACAGUGAGAAUCUGUAUUAUGUGAGUUUAGAAUAUGGGACUGAUGUGAGUGAUUAACGUUAAUUUCACCUCACGUGGAACUAAUUAAUUUUAAUACACAGAGCAGUGUGGUGUGGAGUGAUGGAUGCUGAAUUUGAAUUGUAGAUUAUGGAUGUGAAGGCUUUAUGAGAGUGCUUUGAUUUUUUUUUUUUUUCCUUUUACAAAAUCAAUGCUAGAUCCUUAAAAGAAGUCUUGGGGGUACACAACAGUUCUGAAGGCCACCAGGCAGUUCCGUCUUUCACCACGGCCUCGAGGCUACCAGGUAAAUCAUGACUGAAUCUUCAUCUACCACAAGUGGUCAAGAGUUUGAUGUGUUCAGUGUUAUGGACUGGAAGGAUGGAGUUGGUACCCUACCAGGAAGUGAUUUGAAGUUUAGGGUAAAUGAAUUCGGAGCUUUAGAAGUUAUCACAGACGAAAGCGAGAUGGAAAGUGUGAAGAAAGCAACAGCCACUACCACGUGGAUGGUCCCAACUGCUCAGGACGCCCCGCCCUCUCCCCUGAGCUCCAGGCCUGCAUUUCCACCUGCCUACUGGACAUCUCCACCCGGAUGUCCCACAGUCUUUUCAGAGAAGACUGGGGUACCCUUCAGGCUGAAGGAGCAGUCGAAAGUAGAUGGGCUCCAGUUUUGUGAGAACUGUUGUCAGUAUGGCAACGGAGAGGAGUGUCUUUCUGGAGGGAACUAUUGCAGCCAGAACUGUUCACGGCGUGCCAGAGACAAAGAUCAGAAGGAAGACCGAGAUGGAGGUGAAGACAAUGACGAGGAGGAUCCUAAGUGUAGUCGGAAGAAAAAACCAAAAUUAUCUCUGAAGGCUGACUCCAAGGAAGAUGAAGAGAGAGAUGAUGAAAUGGAGAACAAACAAGAUGGAAGGAUCCUGAGGGGUUCUCAGAGAGCCAGAAGGAAAAGACGUGGGGAUUCAGCCGUCUUAAAGCAGGGCUUGCCUCCUAAAGGCAAGAAAACCUGGUGCUGGGCAUCCUACCUAGAGGAGGAGAAAGCUGUGGCAGUGCCAACGAAGCUGUUCAAAGAGCACCAGUCCUUCCCAUACAACAAAAACGGAUUCAAAGUCGGCAUGAAGCUGGAAGGUGUGGACCCUGAGCACCAGUCUGUGUACUGUGUCCUCACUGUGGCUGAGGUUUGUGGAUAUAGGAUAAAGCUUCACUUUGAUGGAUAUUCUGACUGCUAUGACUUCUGGGUAAACGCAGAUGCUUUGGACAUUCACCCCGUGGGCUGGUGUGAGAAGACUGGUCAUAAGCUCCGCCCUCCUAAAGGGUAUAAAGAAGAAGAAUUUAAUUGGCAGUCCUACCUUAAGACGUGCAAAGCCCAGGCUGCUCCCAAGUCAUUAUUUGAAAAUCAGAACAUAACAGUGAUCCCGUCAGGUUUUCGAGUUGGAAUGAAGCUCGAGGCUGCGGACAAAAAGAGUCCUUCCAUCAUCUGCGUUGCUACGGUAACAGAUAUGGUGGACAAUCGUUUCCUGGUCCAUUUUGACAGCUGGGACGAGAGUUAUGACUAUUGGUGCGAAUCAAACAGCCCACACAUUCAUCCAGUUGGAUGGUGUAAAGAACACAGAAGAACACUGACUACACCACCAGGCUAUUCGCAUGUGAAACACUUUUCCUGGGAUAAAUAUCUAGAAGAGACCAAUUCUUUACCUGCUCCUGCAAGAGCUUUCAAAGUGAAACCUCCACAUGGAUUCCAGAAAAAAAUGAAGCUUGAGGCUGUGGACAAAAGAAACCCGCUGUUCAUCAGAGUAGCAACGGUAGCAGACACGGAUGAUCACCGGAUAAAAGUUCACUUUGAUGGCUGGAGCAGUUGCUAUGACUACUGGAUUGACGCAGACUCUCCGGAUAUUCACCCCGUAGGCUGGUGUUCCAAGACCGGGCACCCUCUUCAGGCUCCGCUAAGCCCUGCAGAAUUAAUGGAACCGUCAGAAACUGGGGGCUGUCCAACUCUAGGCUGUAGGGGAGUUGGUCAUUUUAAAAAAUCGAGGUACCUGGGCACUCAGAGUGGUGCCAACUGUCCCUAUUCAGAAAUCAACUUGAGUAAAGACCGCAUCUUCCCUGACCGUCUAAGUGGUGAGAUAACCCCAUCCAGUUUCUCAUUCCCAAGAAGUAAAAGGACAGACACCAAUGAAAGUUCAUCAUCCCCGGAAACCAGGGAACAGCAUGCCAAUAAUGUCAAAGGAGAUUCUGAAAAGAAAAAAGAAAAUGAAGUAAAGACAUCAGCCGAAGCCAAAGUUGUUCGGGAAGAGCCUACCCCCAGCGUACAGCAGACUCAGCCACCUCAGCAGGCACUAAAGGCUCCGCAGGCUCCACAGAUCCAGCAGGCCCCACAGGCCCCACAGACUCCACAGGCCCCGCAGGCUCAGCCAACCCAGCAGCAGGCCCAGCAGGCUCAGCAGGCCCCACAGGCGCCGCAGGCCCAGCCGGCCCCGCAGGCCCCGCAGGCCCCACAGGCCCAGCCAACCCAGCAGCAAGCCCAACAGGCCCAGCCAACCCAGCAGCAGGCCCAACAGGCCCAGCCAACCCAGCAGCAGCAGGCCCAGCAGCAGGCCCAGAGGCGCUCAGCUGUAUUUCUCUCCUUUAAGCCUCCAAUUCCAUGUCUGCCCCUGCGCUGGGAGCAACAGAGCAAGCUUCUUCCGACUGUUGCUGGGAUCCCGGCGAGUCGAGUUUCCAAGUGGAGCACAGACGAGGUGUCAGAAUUCAUUCAGAGUUUGCCCGGAUGUGAAGAACAUGGAAAGGUGUUUAAGGAUGAACAAAUUGAUGGAGAAGCAUUUUUACUGAUGACCCAGACAGACAUUGUUAAAAUUAUGAGCAUUAAGCUGGGCCCAGCUCUCAAAAUUUUCAAUUCUAUUCUGAUGUUCAAAGCCGCGGAGAAGAAUUCCCACAACGAACUGUGAAGACGGUGAAUUCUGGCACCAUCGGCUUCUGCUUUAUAGCUCAUUAUGUUCUUUCAAAGCACAAGGACAGCUCCGGCUCUGGAGUGAGGAGUCUUCGGAAUUCCCAGGGGCAGCACUACAGGGCCCAUGGGUCCCUCCAGCUGCAGACACAUUCUUAGGGAAUGCCCAAGCUUCUUACCAGCAACUGGCCAACAGCAGUCACCUUUGGUUCCGCUCACCGAGCUAAACUUAACCUUUGUAAAUUUUUUGGAUGUGGGAGGAGGGCGGGGAGAGGGAGGCUUCGUUAUUUAUGGAUGGGGGCAAAAAUCAGAACUUUUGGCAUUUUGUAAACAUUGUCGGAGUCUCUUUCAUGUACACUUAAUUUUUUUUCAAUACUUUCAGAAACCUUUUUAUAUAACGGAAUCUCAACCUAAACCAAAUCCUUUGAACCUGGCUGGGUUUAGCCUGGGACUAGUGUCAGUCAUGUUCACCCUGUGCCAUAUUUGGAAUUGCAGCAUUAGCCAAGUGUAACGUUGUGAGUCGUGAUAUUGCCUAACUGUGUCCACCUCUGUUGGGACUGAAGAAUUGUAAAUACUACCUUUCUUUGAAUCCAUGUUUUUACUUUUGCACGCAUCAUGAAUUGUUAAACAAAGUACUUUUCACCAGCAUCUUUACUGUUAUUAUUACCAAAAAGAUGUAUAUAAAAGAAUGGAAUUGAAGAGUAAAUAUAUAAACCUACUUAGAUUUGAAGGAGGUAGUGUAUCUGGACAGAAUCGGUUUGGUACGUCAUGGUGCCCAUGUUUCCAGCAGUUGGCAUCGGAGGAUUGUGCAGUUUCAUAUCCCAAGGGAUAUUGACGAGGAAUUUGAUUUGUGAAGUUAUUGUGUGCAUCUAUGUACAUGACAUGGAAGUAGCUGGUGCUUUACUGAAAAGGACUCACUUGUCUGGAAACACUAAUCCUUCAAGAGCUCCCAUCCGUCCUACAUGUCCUCCAGACCCAGAGGAUUUGCUCAGAGUGAGCUGAGAAGCAGAGCAAGGGUCUCACUGCACAGACUUGGUGUGACUGUCACAUCUGCAGAUACAGAAUUCUCUUCGCUCACAGAUCGAGAAAGUGGUUCCCAAAGCCAUUCUUCGGAAACCUCCAAUGAUGGAAGAUACCUUUUCCUAAAAAAAUAUUUUGCCUUGAUUUCUUAAGUAUCUGGAUGCACUUUAAAUGAAAGCCCAUGGUUAUUUAUAAACUCAUAGCUGGCAGUGUUUCUUUUGUAAGCGUGCACUUCUAAGGGGAAGGUAAGAUAUUUUGUCAGUCUUUGGAUGUACUUUCUAAUCCCACGAUUAGACAUUUACUCAAGGACUGGUUUAAAAAUAGAAAGUUUAGUAGCAUGCUGUCGGAACUCUGGGGGAAGGUCCCACCUCUUCCCAUGAACUCUUUAAUGUUUUUCUGAUGUAGGACUUCCUUUGAUGUGCCAUAGUAGGAGUCCUUUGCAUUUGUCAUGAUUCAAGGUAAACAGGGUCCGUGACAUCUGCAAUGUCCUCUUCAUUUCUUUGCAUGAAUCUGCUAAAUGAGCUUUUUAUUGUUACUCCCCCCCCUUUGUUGUGGUCAGUAUUUGUACAUUAACUUGCACUUGUUACAUGUGAUAUGAAUGAAAUAAAAUCUUAAUUGCAGA
This is a messenger RNA of Rattus rattus (black rat), 6248 nucleotides long. RefSeq names its product L3MBTL histone methyl-lysine binding protein 3 (gene L3mbtl3). Gene Ontology annotation, molecular function: zinc ion binding; protein binding. Gene Ontology annotation, cellular component: nucleus. Bases 1983 to 4607 code for a protein of 874 amino acids. Lineage: Eukaryota; Metazoa; Chordata; Mammalia; Rodentia; Muridae. Gene Ontology annotation, biological process: regulation of DNA-templated transcription. The transcript has 22 exons. The record is from RefSeq and is a predicted model, not a curated record.